AUGGCGAAGAGCCUGGAUGAUCUGAUCCAGCAUCUGCUGGAGGAGAUUGCUCUCAGUGGAAAUCAAGGUGUUACCAUCAACGAUCUCGCAGCCUUCACCUCAUCUUUCUAUCAUGAACCCAGCGGUGACCCUCCUUCAAAUCCGAGCGCCGCAGAACCGCUUCCCUACCACGGUGUCGCUGUAGACCCACCAUUCUUGUCUAAGAUCUGGACAUGGCUCGGACGCCAUCCAGAUGUCUCUAUCGGCGAGGACAGGAAGUACAAUGCGAUAUCUCUGGCCGAAGUUGAGCAUCGGUUUCCUGGUUAUCUCAGCGCCACAACAGGCGAUAAUCAGCCUACCAACAAGGUAGGCCAGGACUCGGAUCAGUCUCGACAGACUGCCUCCCCUACCAAACCCAGUUCAACCACUCAGCAUCCUAAGCCCAACGACGGGCCCCGAAUACAUGUCAACAAUGAACGCGUCUACCAGGCAAUAUGCGGCCACCCUCCAGACCUCGGCAAAGUGUCUGCCAUGGAAUUCGACCUUCUUUCCCACAUUGCCGCAGCACGAGCGAACGGUAUUCUGCAGGGGGAUCUUCGACAAGCGUCCGGGCAAGAUAAACGCUCCGUGCCUAAGCGAACUGACGCCUUGGAGAAGAAGGGCUACAUCAUUAAGGAAGUGGUCUACCGGAAAGGUAACAAGACAAGUCGACUUGUCUUGAAGAAAUUUGCCACCGAUUCCCGCGAGAACGUGGAUCCAUCGCCUCGAGGGUCGACUGUAAGGGACGUCGUCCGGAGAAUCUUCGAUGAAUUGUUCCGCCAGAACCUCAUACCCCAGACCAAACUCGCCGAAGAGUUGAAUCUUGAAUCUGCUGCAGAGGCUGCUGCUUUGAGGAGAAUUCUUCGUCGGCUUGAGCGACUGAAAUGUGUUAAGAGAGUGAAAACUGCGACCGGUCCCUCUGCCACCGCCAGUGAUCUGGAACAAUUCGUCCAGCUUCUGCACCCUCCAGGACCCGAAGAGUUGGGGCGGUUUGACACAGAAGACUUGGCCCUCGAUCAACCCCUUCAGGAGCUAAUUUCCGCUGCAGGAUCAGCGGAUAAUGGUGACACGAUUGCCGGCUUUUCCACGACAGACGACCAAGAAGAAGAGGCUGGGACCGCCCGUCAUGUGGCAAGAUGGAACCCAGACCGUUCAAUGCCUAACGUGGUAGUGGAUGCUGUGCGUAUUAUGGGAAAUACAGGUUUCACAAACUGGGAUGCCAGACGAAUGAUAACUGGCGUUUUUGUCCGCCGAACAAUGGAAUCAUUGCUGCAUCGGAUCUCGUCACGGUCGCUAUUAGCCCAACCACCACAUUUGCGCCACCUUGCAGUUGUCCGAGUGUCGAUAGUUGUGGAUGGCGUUGCUCAGUACAUUCAUUACUCGUGGGAUGUAUUCCGCCAGAUGGCCGAAAGGCAGGAAGUCGACAUCAACCAGGUACCAGGUGCUAAAGAAGCUCUUCGGACCGUUUUGCCAGACGGCUUGGAACAGAGGACCGAUGCCAUCUCCUCCAAGUCGAAGAUCAACACCGAUGAAUUUGGAUUUCCCCUUCAACCAUUGCUACCCCUUCAAUUCGAGAACGGAGAAGCAAGUUUCGAGGAUAUCAUCCGGACCGUCGCGGCUGGAGACUUUGUCCAUCGUGCCGCAGAACCAUCAAUCAUUGAGAAAGACGGAGUAUUGUCCUUGAAGUAUCGCGAUGCAAUUCCCUCCCAGCUCAAGGUGCGGAAAUCCGCUCCCGGCCGGCCGAAAAAGCAGCUUUCUCAACCCCCUGAAGCCCAAAAAGGGGGUUCCCCCUGCGAAUCAGCGGACGUACGGAUUGGUCGUCCUCGCAAGUACUUGAAAGGCACAGAAAAAUUCUGGAGGAUGCAAUUCCAGCAAGCUAGGAGCGAGUCAGGCGGACCAUCUGCUUUACGCAAGAAAGGAUUGAUGCAAGAUCCUGCCGGCCUUGCCCUAUAUGCACGGCGUCCCGCCGGAUUCGACGAGACUCUAGUCGAGGCGAUCGAAGCUGGCUUACCGAUACCUGCUACGCCUAACGAGAUCACCGAUGCUUGGGUUGCUGGUACAAGAAGGAUUCUUAGCCGUCAAUCCCAUGGUGUGUACAUUACACCUCAAGGUGUACGUGCCGAAUACGUAAAAAUCAAGUCUCAGAUCCUGAUACUCAAGACCCCACGUCUGCAACAGGUCGACUUUAAUGAUCGAUGCAAGGUACACCCGUUUCGAUUCAUCUCCUCAAUGGCAGCACACAGCUUCGCGUACCGGACGUUUUAUCCUAGUAUGGCUGCUACGAAGCAGCCGGCGCAGCGGCCAACCAGAGUGAGCCUGGACAAGAAACCGCGCCCAACCAGUAGGCCGAGGAGAAAUUCAGGCCCAGCAGUCGGUGUCUUUCUUGAGGACCUUGUUCCUGAGACGCCUGCUCCGUGUUUGCCUGAAGACCCGUCGGGCGUCUCCAUUUCGAUUGACGACUCGAUGGAAGUCACCGAGACAGAGCCGGAAUUGACUCAUCAACCUAAAGGAAACGGUAAAUCUUUGAGAAGGGCAUCUACGAGAUCUAUAGGGUCAGAACACGUUACGCAGAACAGCCCGCUAUCCAUCAGCGAAGAGCCUCGACCAUCCCAAGACAAGCCGGAUAAUCUCGCUGGACAUAGACCUGAGACAAAGGAUCGACACGCUUCGAGCCUGCCGGAAGCACUACCUGAGCAACACGUGCCGGGUCAAAACGUGGCCCAACUGUCGAAGUCCACGCAGAGUCGGUUGUUAGACACCGUUCAUCAAACUGGAUCUACUUCUGUUGUUACUCCAGUUGCGUCAGAUGACCAAGAGGUCAUACAGGACAUAUCUCCUGUCGAAGCAAUCGAUGAGCAGCGUUUCGCGACGACGCAGGUCGAUCAGGGUAGCACUUCCCUGCCGGCUACGGUAGAAGCUGAGGAGGUGGUCAAUGACCUAGCCCCAGUCUCUGAGACAGCUCUCAUCGUUGAGGCAUCAACCAUACCUUUACGGCAAGAUUCGCACGUCGCAGGUGUCACGGAAGAUCAGUCUCGAAGAAUUGAUACAUCCGAUGUACAGGUGCAGCAAGACCAGACCACGGACUCUGCUCCGAGAGACGUCUCUAUAUCGGAGGAAACACGGCAGCCCGGACAAACUGCUCUUCUGGCGGUAGACGACAAUGUUUCCCCCGUUCGCGUAGGGCCUUCAAGGAAAGGUAUCAAGAAGCGUAUCUCACGCGCCAAAAGCCAACCUGACGACGACUUUUCACAACCGAGUGGCUCGGAAGCGGGUGGCAAGUCUAGAAAGCAGCAGAAUGGGGGAAGAGUCAAAUACACGCCCGGUGCAAAUGCUUUGUGUAGGAAGAUUGUUCUUCAACUCAUUUCCGAGACUUCUGGGGUCGUGCCGAACGACCCGUCGACUCUGAAGCGCAUCUCAGCACCUCGGUGGCAAGAAGCUGGGGCGGAGGAUCGACCAUUGCUCAAAGCCGUCAAAGGCGCGAUCAAAGCCCUCUGCGAAUCAGGAAAGCUGAGACAAGUCGUUUUUACAUUUCGUGGGAAGAGCGGAAUCAUGGUCAAACGGGCGGUGUUGUUUUUGCCGAACAUCAGUCCCCUCUCCGACCUCGUUGACGACGUCAAGCAGAAGAUGAUCGAUGCAGAGCCCGCUGACUACAUUCCACCAGAGUGGACGGCUGAAGGCGCUCGCGCUCCUUUGGUGGGGAAAAACGCUCAACGCACGCUACUUGAGGCUGACAGCACGCCUCCGCCAACAAGACGACGGGCAUCUUCAGCAAAGACCGACAGAACAGUUGACACUGGAGCAUCGCCGAGCACCAGAAGUGCCAGCCGUAGCGGGACGCGACAGCCAAGCUCUUCUCCGUCUCCACCUCCUGCUGUGUCAGCCGCAACUGGAUUUCUUACGCUCAAAGUUCCGUCUCUGGGUUCACUUCCAGUUGUGCAAAUAUACAACUGGAGGACACAAGCCCCGGUGACAGCUCUGCGCUUUGAUACUACCAUUUCGACCCCUCGGAAGCUGGGUUCGGGCGCUGCUCCAGCACCUAGACGAGGCCGUCUGAAGGCAACUUCUCGCCCAGCGGGUCGUUCAGUCGUGUGGGCAAAGCAACAGGCGAAGGAUUUUCCCUCAUGCGUGGAAGACAUUCUUCAGCUUCCCGAUCUCAGAAUCAGGUUCGAGGAUGUUCAGUCUGACGACGUUGACUGGCAGCGAUUUGCUUGCGAAGUUGAGGGUGUUCGCGCUUGGGAGGAACAGGCAGGAGAGUCCUUUCAGUCGGGCCGCACCAGAUACGCCUUCAUCAACCACACGGUUCCGCCUGCACUUUAUUCGGCUUCGGUCCAUCCCUCCACCGUUGACUUUGCUAGCUUGACUGCCUUUGACGAAAAUGGGUCCGAAGUUGAGUUUCCUUAUCCCGUUGAUGAAUCGUGGCCAGUCUUCGUGUCGGCGCUACAACAAUCUGCGGAAGAGGCUUCACGAAUCGUAGGACGAGAUUCCGAAGGAUCACCUCAAGGGCCGUCGCCUGUCAAGGCAAAGAGAGCCCGACGUUCCGCUCGACCAUCGAAGCGAAAGUUGGAGGUGGAGGAUCAGGGUGGUGAUGAGGAGGAUGUUUUUGCCCCUCGACCGAAACGACGAAAAGCGGGUGCCAAGGGGUCUCGCACAACUCGUGCUCGGAAUAGGACACUGGGAGCCGAUCAUGACAGUGCCACGAAACUGACUCGAGGCGUACAGUACCUUCGAGCCUUGCCCGCGGAGACGAUCUAUCGCAUCGCCGUUUCUGUGAUUGUCGUCCGUACAUUGGCAGGAGGCAUCGAGAGUUACAUCGACUGGCCCCUGGUCAUGACCAAUUUUCCUGAUCAGGAGGAAGAGUUCAUCAAGAGUCGUUGGAAGACAUUGUUGAACAAAUACCGGAGUGAUAUCCAGGGACUGACGGAAAACCUUCAAUGGAAAUACUUGGGAGCGCUGGAAGCCGGCGAGGUGCCCUCGGUCAAUUUUCAAGACCUAAAGGCCACCGAUUGGCGCGGGAUUAUCGAUUGGGCGAUGAGGAACCUCGACAAGUUCAAUUCGACACAGGUUGACGAGCUCCCUGGAACUCGCGAAGAAUUGCUUGACACGCAUAUUCUGGAAUUCAACGAGCCCAAACGCUCCUACCAUCUCUCGGGGUACAACACGCAGCAUACCAACCCUGUCAAAGACGAUGUCGUCUGCUCCACUGUGUUUGGCACAGAUUCUAUGGUUCUACCUUCUAAGCCUACAACCGCCACACCGGGGCUUCAUUUUGUCCCGCGAUACGAGGUGGAAAGAUCAGAUGCAGACCUCCGCCUGGCGAGAUCAUGGGUCCUCGCCACGAUUCUUACGCCGGAAUCGACGUUCAACCCCACCUUGGCUCAUGCCAAACUAUCUGGGCUUGCGCCUACGCCUACGGAAUGUGAAGCUCUCGUCACACGUGCCCUAAGGGUGCUUCAGGAUGAGAAGCUUGUUCAGCGCCUUGCUCAGCGCGCCCUCCGACCAUCAGAGCAAGUCUCCACCGUACGCGGGUGGGAAGCAAGUCGGAGACUCUUCGAGCGUCUCGAAGAACGGAGGAUGAUCAAUACCAGCAUGCUCCGGCGUGCCGUCACGUACAAGUUAGAGGUGGUAGACGCGGCUUUCGAGAUGGGCGAAAGCUUGGUGAUUGGAAAAGACAGCGCCCUGGACGACGGUGACACGGUGGCUAUUCUGAACCUCAUGGCCAUGGGUCAGAUCCGGCCCAGACCAGGGGCUGAUGUGCCCGACACGCGCUACGGCUUCGAUCACGAGCGUGUCGGUUACAAGACGCGAAACAUGGACAAGAAGCUGAUCAACUUUGGUGUCGAGUUUGCACCCACGCAAGCCUACGUCUUCGGCGAUCCGGGACGCCAACAUGACAGGCACCUCACGAUCCCGCGGGGAAAUGCGGACGAGCCCCGAGGGUUUAUCCCGCUGUGGAUUGAUAUCCAUGGGAACGUCCAAUCUGCGCUGUGGGACAUGUGCCUCGCGGGCGUCAUCGGGCUCGUGGUACAAUUUCCCGGCAUUACGGCGGGCGACCUGUCGAGAGCUCUGGGAUUUGCACUGGACCAAACCGAGGUUGAGCUCAUCCUCGACUGGUGCAUACAAGCCGGCUUUGCCAAAAUGGACGCGUGGAGCAAAGGCUACGAGACCACGGAGGACUGGUGGUGGUGUCUUGGUGCCGUUCGGGACGAGGAGGGAAGGUGA
This is a messenger RNA of Capronia epimyces CBS 606.96, 6237 nucleotides long. RefSeq lists its product as uncharacterized. NCBI's taxonomy places the organism in Eukaryota, Fungi, Ascomycota, Eurotiomycetes, Chaetothyriales, Herpotrichiellaceae. The record is from RefSeq and is a predicted model, not a curated record. The transcript is spliced from 3 exons. Gene Ontology annotation, biological process: 5S class rRNA transcription by RNA polymerase III; transcription initiation at RNA polymerase III promoter. Gene Ontology annotation, molecular function: DNA binding. The coding region runs from base 1 to 6237 and encodes 2078 amino acids. Gene Ontology annotation, cellular component: transcription factor TFIIIC complex.